Megalops cyprinoides (Indo-Pacific tarpon) is the source of this 2756-nucleotide messenger RNA. Its product is annotated as semaphorin-7A-like. Bases 19 to 1881 code for a protein of 620 amino acids. The transcript has 14 exons. Gene Ontology annotation, biological process: regulation of inflammatory response; negative chemotaxis; positive regulation of axon extension. Gene Ontology annotation, molecular function: chemorepellent activity; integrin binding; semaphorin receptor binding. The record is from RefSeq and is a predicted model, not a curated record. Lineage: Eukaryota; Metazoa; Chordata; Actinopteri; Elopiformes; Megalopidae.
GAAGCAAAUAAUACUAACAUGGUGCGCUUCUACAUGUGGAUUUUUUUGACAGUGUUUCCUUUUAAAGCCGCCGAUUCCAACCUUACACCGAGGGUGAGGCUGACUGAGAGAGAGGUCAACUUCAGGAAAUGGGGCUUGCCUGGGAAUACCGUCCGAACGGAGCUUGUCCAAGGUCCCCAAGGCAACAGCCUUUACAUUGGCGGCCAUGGCAAGCUGUUCUAUGUUGUGUUCGACGGACCCAUUUUUUCUAAGGAGGUGGAUUUCCCCAAAAGAGGGGAUAAAAAGAGUAGCGUGAAUCCAACAGCAUCGAGUACAUGCGGCUAUGACAUCACCACGCUGCUCAGAGCCAAUGACAGCCAUCUGUUUGUGUGUGGAACCAAUGGAUAUCACCCACAGUGUCAUUUUGUGGCCAGAGAUCCAUUUGGCAGUUUCGGCGAAAGUAUUGGGGCUGAAGGAAUUGCCCCAUUCUCUGCGACUGAGCAAGCGCCAUCCAUUUAUGUUGGGAAUGAGCUAUACGCUGCUGUAAAUGGUAACGCCAACGGUAAUUCACUGGCCAUCCGCAGACUCGGGGCCAGGAGCAUCUGGCCAGAUACCAGCAAGAAAGAGCAGAGGUAUGUGAGCAUGGUGCUGAGCGGACCCAGAGAGGACCCAGUGCAGGACAGGGUCUACACCUUCCUGGUGGAGAGGAAUUCGGAUAAACACCCAGAAGCAGGCAUCUGGACAUCGUGGGUCACCCAGGUCUGCACGGCGGACAUCGGGGGGACCAAAUCGAUUUUGCAGAAGAGCUGGACCUCCCGCUUGAGCGCCCGUCUGUCCUGUGGAAUCCGUGAGAAGAAGAUGUACUUUAACCAGCUGGUGGACGUGGCUGUUCUGCAGGCUAAGAGAUGGAAUGACAGCAUGGUGUACGCACUCUUCAACAACAGCUGGGGCAUGAGUGCGGUGUGUGUGUACACCAUGGGCGACAUUGACCGCGUCUUCACGACCUCCAAGUUCAAAGGGUACAGUAGCCCUCUGCCCAGCCGAAGGCCUGGAGUGUGCGUCAGCGACAGCACAAAGCUGCCCCCAGAAGUGCUGAGGCUGAUCAAAGACCACCCGGAGAUGGAGAGCCCGGUGCAGCCCGUCAGAGGCGGGGGCCCCCUCAUGGUCAGCCACCGCUACUACAGGCAUAUCCGGGUGGACGGGGUCACAGGCAGUGACGGCAGGCAGCACCGCGUUCUCUUCUUGUCCCUGGAGAGUGGUGGAGUGCACAAGGUCCUGGACCGCGACGGAGAGGCCUUCAUCAUCGCCGAGCUGCAGCCCUUCCCAAACAAGACUCGCAUCCUGAACAUGCUGCUGCAGUCCUCCCAGAGGAAGCUGUAUGUGGCCUCCAGCAGCGAGGUGGUGGAGGUGGACCUGGAGAGCUGCCAGAGCUAUGGUGACCAGUGUGUGGCCUGCAUCCAGGCCAGAGACCCCUACUGCAGCUGGGAUGGGACCCAAUGCACUUCAGCCUCUAGCAGAGGAAUUCAGGAUGUGGAUCAUGGAAGUCAUACAAUGUGCACAAAUACAGAUGGAAUGGCAAGUGCCUCACGAAAUAAGGUCCAGAAAGUCUUACCUCGGUCCAAGUUUUUCCUGCAGUGCCUCAUGUUCUCCAGCCACGCCCAGUACGUGUGGGAACACAAUGGUGUUGCGAGGGAGUGCAUGCAUGCUGAGGGCAGCUGUCUGCUGCUGAUCAACAGCAUGGGCCCAAAGGACGAUGGAAGCUAUGAGUGUGUAGCCUCAGAGGGGGGCUACUCCAGGACAGUGGCGGCAUAUUACCUGGAGACGGAGAGCGGGGCUGGGGCCCUGGUGGCGUCCCCCCUGGCCUCGGCCUGCCUCCUGCUGCUGCUGGCGCUGCUUGGCUAGGCCCCGUCCCGUCCCGCACGCCUCCGACACACCUGCAGGCACCAGCCCUCCACCUGAGGGAAUUGAGUGGCUGAACCCAGGCAAUGACCAGCGCCCCGUCGAGCACGUUCCUACCGAAGACACACCGAACGUAGUGUUGCUCACACCUUGCAUGGCAGGCAUGCAUCUUUACUAUAGACAGAAUGCGCUAGUCUUUCCUCCAGGGUAUGGAUUAAUUGAAAUUCUAGAGCUUGAAUUAAUUGAAAUUUAGGUAAUUAAUUUUGAAAUGCUGGAAUGAAAUUACAAUUAGGCAUUAUGCAAGCAGGCAUGGCCAAGGAUGCAACCCCCAGAACAGUGGUAAUUUUAACAGUGUUGAUUUUUGUCCACGUACUGCUGUGACGGACAUUCAUGUGUUGUGCUUUGUAUGUCUUAGACUCGUCUGACCCGUGGUUAUGUGAGAGCUUUAUCAUUUAUGAAGAGAGAAAUCUAAAUUUGAAUUUAAUCCCACCCAGCAACCGACAGACCCUGACAAACAUAUCCACCUCCCACGACUUCAUCCAUUGUGAAAGUGAACCAGAACUUUUCCAAUUAGUCACUUCUCAGGGAAUAACGACAGAGAAUGUAACUGAAUGCACUUUUCAUGCUACUGAACAGGUAUGGCAGUGGUGUUGUACUAAGUUAAGAGUUAAGAGUUAGAUUAUGUUAAAUGGGGAUGAAAGAUGAUAGUUUGGAUGUUUGUGUUGUAUGGUAAAAGUGGAUGAGGUAUGCAGGCGUAUACAUUUGUGUGCAUGUAUUUAUAUCGUGUAUUUGGUUGCAAAAGGAGUAUGCUUGUUUGCAUGUCUGAGGCUUAGUACAAAUGAGUUGUCUUUAAACAGUGUAUAAUCUAGUAGUGAAAU